Molecule: messenger RNA, 597 nt
Organism: Rotaria sp. Silwood1
Lineage: Eukaryota; Metazoa; Rotifera; Eurotatoria; Philodinida; Philodinidae
Source: the annotation of a GenBank genome assembly
AUGAUAAAUGAUUCAACAUAUCGUCGAUGGCAAUUAACAUUACCAAUUCUUUCAACACUUUAUCGUAUGACUAAUCAAUUAUUAACUGAUUUUGUUGAUGAUAAUUAUUUUUAUUUAUUUGAUUUAAAAUCAUUUUUUACUGCCAAAUCACUUAAUGUUGCUAUACCUGGUGAUCCUAAAUUUGAACCACUUGUUAAAAAAAUUAAUUCAAAUAAUGAAGAUUGGAAUGAAUUUAAUGAUAUAAAUAAAAUAAUAAUACAUCAGCCAAUACGUACAGAAUAUCAUAUUGCAUUUCCAUAUUUAUAUAAUAGCUCUUCAUAUAAACUAUAUCUUUCAUGGUAUCAUAUACCAAAUGUUGUAUUUAUAAAAACUGAAGAUCCAGAUUUACCAGCUUUUUAUUUUGAUCCAUUACUAAAUCCAAUUACACAACAUCAUAUAAUAAAAUGCAUUAAUGUACAAAUUGAUGAUAACGAUGAAUUUAUUUUACCUGAAAAAUUUCAACCAUUAUAUACAGAGAAUACAACAAAUGGUAUAACAUUAUUAUGGGUAUCACGUCCAUUUAAUCUUUCGUUCUGGUCGAACACGACGUGGAAUUGA